CGUUCGGAUCUCCUUCAACUGGGUCCAACGGUUUUUUAAAAAGCUAACGUUCGGAUCUCCUUCAACUGUUUCUAACGGGUUUUUAAGCUACAGUGACCAGAACCGUUCCUUCCUUUCACAUCUGACCGGGGAUUUGGGGUGGUGGUGGUGGUGGCGGGGGACACAGUUGGAUUUGUGGAUGAGAACCGGCCACCGGGCCGGAUUCCGUACGGAGGGACGCCGGCCGGAGCGGAGGAGGCGGAGGGAGCAGCAGCAGCAGCAGCAGCAGCAGCGGCGGCUGCGGGGAACCGAUCUGACAACCUCAUCCCCGGCGGGAGAGAAGCAGAGAGGCGGCCAGAGGAGGAUGUGAAGAUGGGUUUAAUGUUCGGUCUCCUGUGGCUGUUCACCGGCUUCCUGCAGGGCGUGCACGGCCAGGGCGUGUACGCACCCCCUACGGUGCGGAUUGUGCACUCGGGUCAGGCCUGUAACGUGGAGGAGGAGCGCUACAGUGAGCGAGUUUACACCAUCAGAGAGGGAGAGACUCUGGAGCUGCAGUGUCUGGUGACAGGACACCCCCGCCCUCAGAUCCGGUGGACUAAGACAGCAGGGGGGGCCUCUGACUCCCCCCUGCCCAGCGGGACUCUGAAGAUCAGCAACAUCAGCCGCCACCAGGGGGGGCGCUACUACUGCAAGGCUGAGAACGGGCUGGGAGCCCCCGCCAUACGGUCCAUACGGGUAGACGUCUACUACCUGGAUGACCCAGUGAUAACGGUCCACCAGAGUGUGGGUGAAUCUAAGGAGCAGUUCUACUUUGAGCGUACGGUGUUCCUGCGCUGCGUGGCCAACUCCAACCCUCCGGUCCACUACAGCUGGCGGCGAGGCCGCGAGGCGCUGACGCAGGGCUCAGACGCCGGCGUGGAGAUCUACGAACCCUUCUUCACACAGAUGAGCCAGUCUCGUUGGUGGGAGCAGGAGAUCCCCAUGGAGGGAAGCAUCCAGAAGGGUGAGCUGCUGACCUACAACCUGACCGAACUGGUCAAACCCGAGUCUGGGAGACACCUGGUCCGCCACCAUCACCUACAGAGAGUUCUUGUCUUGUGUCCCUCCACAGCUCCUGUUAAUCCACAUCUCAGGGAGUUCCAGUGUGGCUUCGAGGACGAGGCGUUGUGUUUGUUCUCUCAGGACAAGACGGACGACUUUGAGUGGACGCGUCACAGCGCCGCCACGCGAGACACCAAAUACACCCCCAACACAGGACCAAGCACCGACCGGACCGGCUCCAAACAGGGUUUCUACAUGUACAUCGAGACGUCGAGGCCUCGGCUGGAGGGAGACAAGGCCCGGCUGCUGUCGCCCACCUUCAACACCAACUCCAAGACCUCCUCGUCUUCAUCGGUCACCUACUGCUUCUCCUUCUACUACCACAUGUACGGGAAGCACAUCGGAUCUCUGCACGUCUUGCUGCGUCAGAAAGGUCAGACGGUGACGGAGACCUCAGUCUGGACUCUGGUCGGGAACCAAGGAGACCGCUGGCGGCAAGCCAAGGUCAACAUCCACCCGGCCGCAGCCUUCCAGAUUGUGAUGGAGGGAGUCCGAGGCGCCGGCAUCGAGGGAGAUAUCGCCAUCGAUGAUGUCACCAUCGAGGAGGGCGAAUGCAAAGACCCGCCCCCCAACAAUCUAAGGUCGCUUGCCCCGCCCUCGUCGCCCCAUAUAUGGCAGCUGAGCGUCACUCUGAGUCUGGCUCUGAUUGGCCGGCAGAGGUGACCCCCUCCCCUCUUCGUACAGGACGCCACAACCUUUGACCCUUCUGUCUCUCAUCCCUCCAUCCAAUCCCAUCAUCCCCCACCAUUAAGCCCCACCCCUAACUACCAAAGAUGAGGUCAGAGCUGCAGAGAGACUUCCUGCCAACACUAAAGGUCAAAAGAUCACCGUGAGAAGGGACGACCAGAACCACACCGAAUCUGCACACGCACAGUUUAAACAAAUUUAAAAAAGACAUCAUGUACAGUACAGGCCAAAAGUUUGGACACACCUUC
Molecule: messenger RNA, 2015 nt
Organism: Perca flavescens (yellow perch)
Lineage: Eukaryota; Metazoa; Chordata; Actinopteri; Perciformes; Percidae
Gene: mdga2a
Product: MAM domain containing glycosylphosphatidylinositol anchor 2a
Exons: 11
Coding region: 352-1743 (463 amino acids)
Cellular component (GO): membrane
Source: RefSeq, a predicted model, not a curated record